GUUCUCAGGUUGUUAGAGAGUUCCUUGCUCAACGCAGAAAUGAAGGAAGGAGAGAUUCUGCCUCCUACCAUUCAGAGGCUGAUGAAAGGAUACAACAAGUACCUUAGGCCUUUCUUUGACAAUGGUCCUGUAACAGUAGGUAUGAGCCUGGACAUUGCCAGCAUUGACACCAUCUCAGAGAUCAACAUGGACUACACUGCCACCAUAUUCCUCCGCCAGCGCUGGACGGACGAGCGCUUGGUGUUUGAGGGCAACAAGAGCCUGAGCCUUGAUGGGCGGCUAGUGGAGCUGCUCUGGGUCCCUGACACCUUCAUCGUUGACUCCAAGAAGUCCUUCCUCCAUGACAUCACCGUGGAGAACAGGCUGAUCCGUAUCUUCCCCAACGGGACCGUCCUUUAUGCACUGAGGAUUACCACCACCGUGGCUUGCAACAUGGAUCUGACCAAGUACCCCAUGGACAAACAGACCUGCACACUACAACUGGAGAGCUGGGGUUACAACAUCAAUGAUGUCAUGUUUUACUGGACCAGAGGAAAUGAGUCUGUCAGUGGUUUAGACACUCUCCAGCUGGCUCAGUACACAGUAGAGGACCACUAUACAUCUGUCUCAGAGGCCGUUUAUGAAACAGGCAAUUACCCCAAGCUGGUCUUCCACUUUGAGCUGAAGAGGAGCAUUCUGUACUUCAUCCUAGAGACUUACGUCCCCUCGAGCCUGCUUGUUGUCCUCUCAUGGGUUUCUUUCUGGAUUUCCCUGUCCUCUGUUCCAGCACGAAUUUGUAUAGGAGUGACCACAGUACUGACCAUGACCACUCUGAUGAUGGGAGCCCGGACGUCGCUGCCCAAUGCCAACUGCUUCAUCAAGGCCAUUGAUGUUUACUUGGGAAUCUGCUUCAGCUUUAUCUUUGGAGCGCUCAUUGAGUACGCCGUGGCCCACUUCUGCACCCUCACUCACGCCGACGCACACAUGCUCAUGUACGGCCAUCACAUGCACGACUUUGACGACGAAAUGAACGGCAUCCUCACCACCAUCUCCAGACACUCCAACAGGGCCAAGAGACGCAAGGAGACUGCCGCAGCUACUUCCCCAUCUCCCGCCUCCCUAGAACUCACUGUCAGCCCUUCCAGCCCCUCGGGCAGUGAGCCUAAGCCCGAGGCAUCACCUCCGGAGUCCACCAACUGGUGCCUCACUGUUCUGGUCACCCUCCGCAGAGUACUCCGCUCCAUAAAUUGCUGUCACGUGGAGAACCCCCACCACAUAGACAACUACUCCAGAGUCACUUUCCCCCUCUCUUUUGUCAUGGUUAACCUUCUCUACUGGACAUAUUAUCUGUACUUUUAGCAUUCGCUCAAGUGCAGCAUGUACAACAUUUAGAGGGAAAUACGAAA
Molecule: messenger RNA, 1385 nt
Organism: Micropterus dolomieu (smallmouth bass)
Lineage: Eukaryota; Metazoa; Chordata; Actinopteri; Centrarchiformes; Centrarchidae
Gene: gabrzb
Product: gamma-aminobutyric acid receptor subunit pi
Exons: 9
Biological process (GO): chemical synaptic transmission; nervous system process; monoatomic ion transmembrane transport
Cellular component (GO): neuron projection; GABA-A receptor complex; membrane
Molecular function (GO): GABA-A receptor activity; extracellular ligand-gated monoatomic ion channel activity; neurotransmitter receptor activity
Source: RefSeq, a predicted model, not a curated record